Messenger RNA from Trichoderma atroviride IMI 206040, 1306 nucleotides. RefSeq lists its product as uncharacterized. The record is from RefSeq and is a predicted model, not a curated record. NCBI's taxonomy places the organism in Eukaryota, Fungi, Ascomycota, Sordariomycetes, Hypocreales, Hypocreaceae.
AUGCCUCAAAAUUGGCAGCCAUAACUUUGUUCUCUUAAUCGUUGAAUCUCAUUGAUACAAGAUUAUUACUUAUUUGAAUUCAGCAUGGCCACAGCUUCUGAUAGCCCACCUGUGUUUGUCACAAUCUCCGCUCUGGACGCUGGCUGUCUGUCUCUGCCAGAGCGCAUGUUUGUAACCGAUGCCGACCCCGUGAAGAAAAAUCUGGUUCCAACUCUCUCAUUCCUCAUUCGGCACCCGUCUCCCGAUGGCGGCGUGGCCAACCUCGUUUUUGAUCUUGGCAUGAAGCGCGACUUGGAGUAUUCUCCUGCGCAAAAAGAGCGCCUUUAUGUCUGGGAGCCAAUAACCACCGACACUGACUGCGCUCAAAGCCUCCGCAAUGGCGUUGCUGGGGCUCCCGGAGCUCAGAGCGGCGUUCUUUUGGAUCCGGCCAAGGAUAUUGACUAUAUCAUUAUAAGCCACGCUCACUUCGACCACACGGGGACGCCAUCGGAUUUCCCUUCUGCAACCUUUGCUGUGGGAUCUGGAACUUUGGACCUGUUCAAGAAUGGUGCCGGGCCACUCUGCUCUGGUGAUUUCUUCAUCGACGAUGAGCUGCCUGCGCUCCGCACCAUUGAGUUCCCACCAGUGUCUCGUGCGGGCACUUAUGGAAACGAGCCAUAUGCCCCAAAGCACACGCCAGUGCCAGCAAAUAGCAAAGUCAAGCCACCGGCUGCGGCGGCUUCGUGGUCAUGGAAGCCUCUAGGCGAACUUCCAAACACGCUGGACUUCUUCGGCGACGGCAGUCUCUAUGUAGUUGACACGCCUGGCCACAUUUACGGACAUGUCAACUUGCUCGCUCGUCUUGGUGAGAAAAGAUGGGUCUAUCUCGCCGCGGACUGCUGUCAUGACAGGCGCCUGAUUACGGGAGAAAAGAAUAUCGGACUGUACGACGAUGGAAACGGUGGGCAGCGAAGUAUUCAUGUCGAUAUUGGGGAAGCUCGAGGCUCUUUGGAUAGAGUGGUGGCAUUCUCAAAGAGCCAAGAAGCUCAAGGGUUCACAGUGGAAAUUGUUCUAGCUCAUGACCCCAUAUGGCGGAAGGAGAAUGCGCAUGCGUGCUGGCCAGGCAAGAUGUAGUCAGUCAUUCAGUAAUAGCAGCAAGCAAGGCCACUCAUCUGUUACCAAAGUUGACUACUUUCCCGUUCUUCAAUGCUUUUUUGGAUGUAUAGACGUGUAUCGCCAGUACAGACGGUAUAUCAAUGGGGCCGGCCUGUGAAGCGUGCCAGCUGUUUUCAGAAUAUACAGUAUACAAUAUACGCUCGCGCAACUG